AUGAUUGUAAAGUAUUACAAACGGUUCAAUCAUAAUCACUCAUGUGGAGACAUUCCUCCAGAAGCCAAUGAGAUAUUCAGGAAAAUGAAGGAGACUGGUCUAAUAAUUCCAUACGCUGUCGCUAUGCUUGAUGGACUCUGUAAAGAUGGGCUUAUUCAAGAAGCAAUGAAGCUAUUUGCUUUGAUUCGUGAAAAGGGUACAAUUCCAGAAGUUGUGAUUUACACUGCUGUCGUUGAUGGGUUUUGCAAGGCGGAGAAGCUUGAUGGAGCAAUUAGGAUUUUCAGGAAAAUGCAGAAUAAUGGUAUUCCUCCUAAUGCCUUCAGUUCCGGUGUCUUAAUACAGGGAUUAUACAAAUGUAAAAAAUUAGAGGAUGUUGUAGCUUUUUGUAUUGAGAUGUUAGAAUUUGGGCAUUCUCCAAAUCUAAACGCUUUUGUUGGCUUAAUUGAUGAGUUAUGCAAUGAAAAGGGUGUGGAUGAAGCUCAUAUUGUCGUAGAAACCUUGAAGCAAAAGGGGUUCUUGAUUAAUGAGAAAGCUUUAAGAGAACUUUUGAAUAAAAGAGCUCCAUUUUCACCACAUGUCUGGGAAGUGGUCUUUGGGAAGAAGAAUAAAAAGGAAUUUUUCCAUGUUCUUCUUAAGCUUGUGCGAAUUGGUGGGUAUGAAGAGAACGAUGUUGGAAAUAUAAAAGAAAUGGUUAAAAUUGCUCAGGAGCAAUAUUCAAACAAUCCCAAUGGAUUCGAAAAAUUGCUUAAUGAUGCUAAGAAGCCAUUAAUUGUGUUGGGAUCAUUGUACUUGAAAGCUUUUUGUACUCUGUUCUACCUUAAUGUAAUGAGCUACCUUCAUGUUCCAUACUAA
This is a messenger RNA of Benincasa hispida (wax gourd), 852 nucleotides long. The record is from RefSeq and is a predicted model, not a curated record. NCBI's taxonomy places the organism in Eukaryota, Viridiplantae, Streptophyta, Magnoliopsida, Cucurbitales, Cucurbitaceae.